Messenger RNA from Archocentrus centrarchus (flier cichlid), 1967 nucleotides. RefSeq names its product C-type lectin domain family 4 member G-like. The transcript is spliced from 7 exons. Lineage: Eukaryota; Metazoa; Chordata; Actinopteri; Cichliformes; Cichlidae. The coding region runs from base 128 to 1510 and encodes 460 amino acids. The record is from RefSeq and is a predicted model, not a curated record.
AGUAGAUUAGACUUUAUGCUUUUCUGCUUGAAAACAGACAUCAUCCCAUUUCCAGCUCUUCCAUUGUUUUAAUUGUUAGAUCUGCAAGGGGAGUGUAAGGACUCCAGCUUAUCAGGCAGUUGGAAGGAUGAGUGUUAAGUACCAUGCAUCCAAAAUGGGCAUUGAGGAGAAUAAAAUUGCCUACCAGCAGUUUUUUGAAGAUGGCAAUCAACUUCGCUCUGCAGUUUAUGCAGUGAGAAACAGUCCUUUCAAGGUUGCCACAGUGUGCCUCGGGUUGCUGUGUGUUCUCCUUUUGGCUGGGGUCAUAGGUCAAAGUGUCCACUAUCAAAAUGUGGAGCGAGACUAUCAGAACAGCUCAAAAGCCAUGAUCAGUGAGAAAGAGAAUCUGAAUCAGAACCUGAAAAACGUGCAAAAAGAGAGGCGGGAUAUUCAGUCGAGCUAUAACCGGUUACAGGACAAUUACAACUUUGUAUCUCAAAGGAAGAACCAGAUACAGACCAAUUACAAUUCACUGAUGGAGGAAAAAAACCAGCUUAGACAAGACCAAAUCCAGUUAAAGAACAGCAAUGCUGCUUUAAACCAAGAGUUAGCACAGCUAAAAAUUCUUAGAAGCCAGUUGCAGUCGAAUAAUGAUAUUCUGACUAAAGGCAAAGACUUGCUACAGAAACAAUAUGAUUCACUCGUCAAAACCAGAACUGACUUACAGGCCAGUUAUGACUCUGUGACCAAAGACAGGAACAACUUACAGAACAAAUUCAACAAUGCAACCAGAUCAAAGGAGCAGCUGCAGAUAAGGUACAAUGACUUGAUUAAGACAGUAGAACAUUUGCAGGAAAGAAACAACUUCUCCACCAGCGAGAAGGACACGUUAGCAAAAGGUCACCAAAAUCUGACUGCACAAAUGGAGGUGCUGCAGACUUCCUUCAAUGUGAUUAAAAAAGCAGAAAAUGAUCUGCAGGCUACUUAUCGCGCAUUGGUUAAGGAAAAAAAUGACCUCGAAAACAAUUUCAAGAAUGUAACAUCAGAAAGAGACCUGCUGAAGGUGAAUAAUGAAAACCUGACUGCCGAGAGAGAAAAGCUGCUGGAGGAGAUUAACAGACUGAAUGCAACAAUGCAAGAGAAGAAAUGCCCCACUGGCUGGAAGAAGUUUGAGUACAGCUGCUACUUCACGUCAGUGAGCAAGAAAACCUGGGAAAGGAGCAGAGCCGACUGCCAAAACAGAGGCGCAGACCUGGCAAUAAUCAAAAGCAGAGAGGAAAUGAGUUUCAUCAAUACCUUGUAUAGCAGUGACAAAGAAGUCUGGAUUGGAUUGACUGAUGAAAGAGCAGAGGGCCAGUGGAAAUGGGUGGACGGGACUCCACUGACUACAACGUUUUGGGGUAAAGGUCAGCCCAACAGCUAUGACGGGAGGAACCAGGACUGCGUGGAGUUCUGGCACCGUGCAACAGGCAACGGUGACUGGAAUGACGAGAACUGUAAUAUUGAACAAAACUGGAUCUGUGAGAUGUAGUUUUCCUGCACAAAAGACCUUUGAAAAGCAAUACCCGAUACUGUCUGAUACUAAAAUCAUAGCAACUUUAUUAUGUGACCAGUUUCAUUUCAGAGUCCAGCUGAUGCUGGAGCGAAUACACGCUGGUGUUUUGAAGAAUCUGCCUAGUUACUAUAAUGUGGGCCCAUGAAUAUUAUUGAAACUAUCAUCUUAGUUUAGUAACAAAUUUCUGACUGAUGACACAUUUGUUAACAGAUUUUUUUUUAAUAAGUGACAAUUAAUAAGCAUUUAUUAAAAUGCCUUUACAAAGACUUGUACUCUUUUUAUUAUCACUUAAUGAUGCUGUACUUUACUUUGUACUGCACUGAUUUUUUUUUAUCUUGUUCUUUAGGUUUUAGAUAAUCACCCAUGUAAUCAAAUGCAAUGGAAAUUAAAUAUCACAGCUUGCACCACUUUUGUAAUAAAUUAUAUUCAAAGA